This is a messenger RNA of Corticium candelabrum, 1605 nucleotides long. Its product is annotated as arylsulfatase-like. The transcript is spliced from 15 exons. Gene Ontology annotation, molecular function: iduronate-2-sulfatase activity. NCBI's taxonomy places the organism in Eukaryota, Metazoa, Porifera, Homoscleromorpha, Homosclerophorida, Plakinidae. The coding region runs from base 23 to 1417 and encodes 464 amino acids. Gene Ontology annotation, cellular component: cytoplasm. The record is from RefSeq and is a predicted model, not a curated record.
GGCUGUUUCGGCCCAUAAGCCGAUGAACUUCGUUAUUUUUAAUCCAGACGAGAUGAGGGCUGAAAGUUUGGGCUGCUACGGAAAUGAAGUGGCGAAGACGCCAAACUUUGAUUCUUUUGCAUCUCAAGGAACCCGUUUUGAGCAGUGCCACACAACGUACACUGUGUGCUCACAGUCACGUGCUAGCUUUAUGACAGGUUGGUACACUCAUGUCCGUGGUCAUCGAUCUUUGUGGCAUCUUCUUCACAAUGAUGAACCCAAUCUUUUGCGAUACUUGAAAAAAGCAGGUUACACUGUGAAUUGGUGGGGCAAGAAUGACUUACUGGCAGCCGACUCGUUUAACAGUAGUGUGUCUUCUGCAAUGCACAUGGGUGGACCUCAGAACGGUGGCAAUUCAUUUCGGUUUGGUGAGGCUGGUUACUACUCUUUUCUUAGUAAUGCAUACAAUGGUAACUGGAACGAGACUUCAGACUACAAUAACGUUGCAGAAGCUGUAAAAUUUUUGGAGACCAAACCAACUAAGCCAUUUAUGAUAUAUCUUCCUCUUAUUAAACCACAUCCACCCUAUUCUGCACCGGAACCAUUUCACAGUUUAAUAGAUCCUAAAGAUAUUCCAGAUCUUCGUCCGUGGGGCUUGGAUAAGAAGCCAGAUUACCAUGAACUGAUCAGGAAACACAGAAAUUUGACAUCUUUGGAUGUGGACUUUUUCAAGAAGCUGCAGGCAGUUUAUAUGGGCUCUAUUUCAUACUCAGAUCACUUGUUUGGAAUCUUACUGAAGGCAUUAGAAGACAAUGGUUACGCAGAUUCAACAGCCGUAUUUGUGUUUGCUGACCAUGGAGAUUACGCUGGUGAUUAUGGACUUGUGGAGAAGUGGCCCAGUGGUUUGGAGGAUGUUCUUACUCGUGUUCCUUUGCUGGUGAGAGUACCGGGUGGAGCCUCAAACCACGUUGUUAGAGAGCAGGUUCAACACAUGGAUAUAGUGGCGACUAUAUUACAUUUGGCGAAUGUCACCGCACAGCAUGUUCACUUUUCUGAGGAUCUUACCCCAAUUCUGAUGGGUGGUUUUGGUGAUGUGGAUAGAGCUGUGUAUUCUGAAGGCGGCUAUAGUACACAUGAACCACUAGAUUUUGAGGGUCGGUGUAAGGAUCCUGAACAAUCUGGGAAGUGUAAUCCACAGCAAAUUUACUACCCGAAAGGUCUUCAGCAGCAAAUGGAGCCACUCAGUGUUUGUCGUUCUGUUAUGAUUCGUACUCUAACACACAAAUUGGUGCUUAGAUCAGACCCUAAGGAUUUCGAUCAUUGCUCUGAACUCUACGACUUGCAGAAGGAUCCAAGGUAUUUUACUGUCUUUCCAACUGUCUAUCUCUAUAAAUUUAAUUUGUGUCUUGCGAAAUUCUAUAUGCACGUAGGGAACUGAAGAACGUGUACAAUGAAUCUGAGUAUGCACAAGUGCAGCAGCAGUUGAAGCAACAAUUGCUGAUUUGGUACAUGCAAACUAGUGAUGUCACACCAUACGCUGAAGAUUCUAGGGGCUACUUUCCACCACACAACCACAGUUUCAACGAACUUCAGCAUUUUAUGGGACUUGGUCUAGAGGCCACUUUG